Messenger RNA from Sphaeramia orbicularis (orbiculate cardinalfish), 2006 nucleotides. It is a transcript of the gene dnajb6b, whose product is annotated as DnaJ heat shock protein family (Hsp40) member B6b. Lineage: Eukaryota; Metazoa; Chordata; Actinopteri; Kurtiformes; Apogonidae. The record is from RefSeq and is a predicted model, not a curated record. Gene Ontology annotation, molecular function: Hsp70 protein binding. Bases 218 to 1186 code for a protein of 322 amino acids. The transcript has 10 exons.
AAGCAUCAGUAACAUUGUGGGCCAGUCGACAUCGGCAGCCACACCACCAGCAGCCAACCAGCCACCAGCGACUGCUCUUACAUUUUCCGCACUCAGGCACAGACAGGGGAGUAGCAACAACACACAGGCCUUAGGAGCGGACAUUUCCUCAUCACAGAGUCCACGUGGAGGACCCUCAUCCAGGACAGCACCCACCACAAACACAGCAGACAGAGCCAUGGUGGAGUACUACCAGAUAUUAGGAGUCCAGAAAAAUGCAACGCAAGAGGACAUCAAAAAAGCUUAUAGAAAACUGGCACUGAAGUGGCAUCCAGAUAAGAACCCAGACAACAAGGACGAAGCAGAGAAAAAGUUCAAAGAGCUGUCAGAGGCAUAUGAGGUGCUCUCAGACGAAAAGAAAAGGAAUAUUUAUGACCGAUAUGGCAAAGACGGCCUUUCAGGAGGAGGAGGAGGAGGUGGAGGCCAUUACGAUCACUUUGGCGGUGGCGGGUUCACAUUCCGUAAUCCUGAAGAUGUAUUCAGGGAAUUUUUUGGUGGCAGAGAUCCAUUUGCAGAUUUUUUCGGUGAUGACGGUGAUGAUUUCUUUGGAGGUAUUCACAGUCGACAAAGGGGCGCAAGCCGAAGCAGAAUGGGGGGGUCAUUCUUUGGGUUUGGGGGCUUCCCGCAGUUUGCACCUGGCUUCUCAGCGUUUGACUCAGGUUUUGGCUCAUUUGGAGAAAUGGGAGGAGGAGGAUUUACUUCUUUCUCUACUUCAUCGUUUGGCGGCGGGGGAGGAGGAAUGGGUAAUUUCAAAUCUGUGUCGACCUCCACCAAGUUCGUCAACGGCAGAAAAAUUACAACAAAGCGGAUCGUGGAGAACGGCCAGGAGCGCGUGGAGGUGGAGGAGGAUGGUCAGUUAAAAUCUCUAACAGUUAAUGAUAUUGGAGCUGAAGACCCCCUGGAGGAAGACUUCCGUCGCCGCAGACAGAAUGCACUUCCAACCUUUGGCCUCCACCAGCGCUACCUGAGGAACUCCGCCCAGAACCCCUCAGAGGAAGAGGAGGAGCACGGCCUACAGAGUCUGGGACUAACAAGAGGAUACACCGACACCAAGAGGAAGAAACUGUGGUUAAAGGAGGCAGACCCCAAAAAGAAAAGAGCACCUCGACUCUUCCCCCGAUUCGGUGGACUCGGGGCCUUUUUUUAAACAAACACUCACAUCCAUAUCUGUUGGCCAGAGCGCCAUUAAUCAUACAUGGCAUUAGAUCCUCACUGCUGUGCCAUAUCUCGCCUUGUCUAUCAGCUGCGGUGCAGAGCGUAACACCUGCCUGCAGAGACCUCACCUGUUGCUUGUUGUUGUUUUGUCUGAGAUCCCUUUUAAAGCUUCUGCCAAUGCUGGACCCUGCAGAUGUACUGUGAGCAUUAAGAGGUGUAGAGGUAAUUAAUCCCAUGAAUAAGUUGCCCACUUUUUAAAGUAUGUUUUUAAUGAGUGUUUUGGAUGAGAAAGAGGAAGGAGGUGAACAUUAGCAGUCUUGAUAAGUGAGACAAAAUAUGCUGCUAUUGUACAUAACAUGUGAGAAUAAGUGAAGGUCAAGAUGUUCAGUGGAUAAUUUUUUGAAAGAGGAAAUGAUAGAGGUGAAUAUGAGGGUGAAUAGAGAAUAAAAACACUGAAGAAUAAAGGGAAUGUCCUGUUAAUACCACCGUGAAAACACUGUCAACACUCUGGUGGUAACAUUUUCCAUUCCUUCAUCAAAAAGGGUGGAAAAUAACCAUUAACCCCUCUCAAAGAGUUUGUUUUGUUGUUGCUGUUGUUGUUGUUGUAUUUUGAAGGAUUCUUCCGACUGAGUCCCACUGCCUGUUCACCUUCCAUGGGUGUUGAAGUGGUUGUCACACUUUCCCUCGUCUAGUUUGUCCCUGACAGGUUGUUUUCUUGAUUAUGGGGAAAGAUGGACAAGUCUGAGAAGUGCUCUUUUAUAUGGACUCCUACCAAUAAAGGCUAAAAAGAUCAUCGUGGGCAGCCAACUUUA